AUUUAUUUUUAAUACAAGUGGUCCGUCUCGGGCGAAACAGUCUCUGCCUCAACUUCGUCAGUUGGUAGAAAGACAAAAUGGCAGCCCCCAUACAGCGCAUUGGAAUAGUAGUCUGUCGCACUUUUCCUUUUCUUUUACAAAGACAUCUUCAAACACAGAUUAUUCGUGAGUGGAAAAUAACCUCAAGUAUUGCUCCAGUCCAGUGGGUGAAUAUUCGUUUCUCUUCAUCAUCAUCAUCAUCUGCUGAUGGCACUGAAUCAGCUGAGACACUUUCUAGAUAUGCAGACAGACCAUGGGACUACUUAGAAAGUGAAGAGUAUAUUGAGCGCUAUGGGUCAAAGCCUGUUUGGUCAGACUACAGAAGGAACCACAAAGGCGGCAUCCCUCCUCAAAAGACAAGAAAGACCUGUAUUAGAGGAGAUAAAAUCUGUGGGAACCCAUGUCCCAUCUGCCGUGAUCCGAAUGUCAUUAUCCAUUACAAGAAUGUGAACCUUUUGCAGCAGUUCAUUAGUCCUCAAACAGGAUUCGUGUAUGAUCCCACUCGAACUGGUGUGUGCAUGAAACAACAGAAACUUCUUAACAAGGCCAUUGAGACGGCUAGAGAUCACGGUUUAAUUCCUGUCCAGUUACCUCAUGUUGACUAUUCAAAAGAGGACUACUCAAAUACCCACGGCGCUGUAGGACAAACGCCUGCCCCAUCCUCUCUCACCGCAGGAGAACCGUGGUAUCCAUGGUACGGCAGUAUUAAACCAGAUGAGCGAGAAUUGGCGCGAGUGAAGAGGAUCUACAAAGCCUAUCUGAAAUAGAUUACUUCUGAAUCUUGUUGAAAUUUCAUUCAGAUUAUUCAUUUCCAUAAUGAUCCUUAAAUGAGCUUCAAAGGAUGUGUACAUUUCCUAUAAAAUGUAUUACAUGUUCAAAGUCAGAAAUAAAACCUCCAAAAAGAACUGGAA
Molecule: messenger RNA, 950 nt
Organism: Myxocyprinus asiaticus (Chinese sucker)
Lineage: Eukaryota; Metazoa; Chordata; Actinopteri; Cypriniformes; Catostomidae
Gene: mrps18b
Product: mitochondrial ribosomal protein S18B
Exons: 7
Coding region: 78-806 (242 amino acids)
Biological process (GO): mitochondrial translation
Cellular component (GO): mitochondrion; ribosome
Molecular function (GO): structural constituent of ribosome
Source: RefSeq, a predicted model, not a curated record